Molecule: messenger RNA, 1032 nt
Organism: Toxotes jaculatrix (banded archerfish)
Lineage: Eukaryota; Metazoa; Chordata; Actinopteri; Toxotidae
Gene: prph2b
Product: peripherin 2b (retinal degeneration, slow)
Exons: 3
Coding region: 1-1032 (343 amino acids)
Biological process (GO): visual perception
Cellular component (GO): membrane
Source: RefSeq, a predicted model, not a curated record
AUGCCGUUCAUGCCGGUGAAGUUCACCCUGCAGAAGCGGGUGAAGCUGGCUCAGGGUCUGUGGAUGCUCUACUGGCUCUCAGUCAUCGUGGGGAUUCUGAUCUUCAGCCUCGGCAUCUUCUUUAAGAUCGAACUGCGGAAGAGAAGCGAAAUGAUGGACAACAACGAGAGCCAUUUAGUGCCCAACCUGCUGAUCUUGGUGGGCAUGUUGGCCUGUGGGGUCAACGCCUUCGGGGGAAAGGUGUGCCACGACUCUCUCGACCCAGUCAAGUUUGCGAAGUGGAAGCCGAUGCUGAAGCCGUACCUGCUGCUGUGCUGCGGCUUCAACGCGCUGCUGCUGCUGACGGUGCUGCUGUGCUUCCUCAUGCAGUUUGCCAUGUACCUGACGCUGGCCGAGGGCCUGAAGAACAGCAUCAAGUUCUAUAAGGACACGGACACACCGGGACGCUGCUUCAUGAAGAGGACGCUGGACAUGACUCAGAUCGAGUUUCGCUGCUGCGGUAACAACAACUUCAGGGACUGGUUUGAGGUGCAGUGGAUCAGCAAUCGCUACCUGGACAUGAGCAACGACGAGGUCAAAGAUCGUGUCCUCAGUAACGUGGAAGGGAAGUACCUGAUGGACAGUGUCCCGUUCAGCUGCUGUAACCCUGGGUCCCCUCGGCCCUGCAUCCAGCAUCACCUGACCAAUAACUCCGCCCACUACGACUACGACCACCGCACUGAGGAGCUGAACAUCUGGACCCGGGGCUGCCGUGAGGCCCUCUUCUCCUACUACAGCGGCAUGAUGAACAGCAUUGGAGUGCUCAUCAUCGCCACCAUCAUCCUGGAGUCCGCUGACAUGGCGGGGUUGAAGUACCUGAGCACGGCUCUGGAGACGAUGACAGACCCGGAAAACCCCGAGUGUGAGAGCGAAGGCUGGCUGCUGGAGAAAGGCGUGAAGGAGACGUUCACCGAGCUGCUCGCCAAGCUGAAGACACUGGGGAAGACCAACCAGGUGGAGGAGGGCGGGGGCACGCCGGAGGCCACCACCUGA